AUGCCUGCUACACGAGCAUAUUUACUACCCUGUCACUAUGCCUGCUGCAUGUUUCAAUAUGACAGUAAUGCUGCAUCCAGUAGUGAUGAUGAAGAUGGUGAUGAUGAGGAGGGUUCCAACAAAAGAAAAAACAAAGAGGAGAGUAAACCUAGAAAGAAAUCCAAAACUGUGUCUGAAAAGCCACGAAAGAAGAAGACGAAGAAGGAUAAAGAUCCUGACAAACCAAAAAGAGCAAUGACUGCAUAUUUCUUAUGGUUGAAUGAAAAAAGAGAAUCCAUCAAAAAAAGCCUUCCUGGUAGUUCUGUUGCUGAGAUCAGUAAAAGAGCUGGUGAACUAUGGAAAAAGAUGACAGAGAGUGAUAAAAAGAAAUACACAGCAUUAGCUGCAGAAGAGAAGAUCAAGUAUGAGGAUGCUAUGAAGGUAUAUAAACGAAAACAAGCUGAUGGAGAUAUCAGAAGUCCAAAACGUGAAUCAAAGAGCAGUCCUGUUUCAAAGUCCCCAUCUAAAAGUCCAUCAAAGUCGAGAGCUGGAACUGGAACUAACUACAAAAGUAAAGAAUACAUAUCCAGUGAGUCAUCAUCACCGGCAUCAUCUUCAGAUGAAGAUGACGAUAAACCACUGAAAUCUAAGAAAGAAAAAUCAAAGAAGAAAACAAGGGAAGAAGAAGAAGAUGAUGCAUUACCAUCAGAAGAAGAAGAGCUUAGCACUCCUCCAUCAUCAAGUAAUGAAGGUUCAGGGGGAGGAAGUGAUGAAGAAGAUGAUGACGAUGAUGAUGAAUAAGUCUUCUCGCUGUUAUCACUAUAAAGAGAUAAUUCAUAAACCAUUCUAUGGAUCUGUGGAAUUCUAUUUUUUGUUUCUUGAUGUUUAAAUAAAAUGUAUGAAA
This is a messenger RNA of Saccoglossus kowalevskii, 883 nucleotides long. Its product is annotated as FACT complex subunit SSRP1-like. The record is from RefSeq and is a predicted model, not a curated record. Gene Ontology annotation, cellular component: FACT complex; nucleus. NCBI's taxonomy places the organism in Eukaryota, Metazoa, Hemichordata, Enteropneusta, Harrimaniidae. Gene Ontology annotation, biological process: regulation of chromatin organization. Gene Ontology annotation, molecular function: DNA binding; histone binding; nucleosome binding.